AGGCACAGUUUGAGAGAGCAGUGGGCGGUGGCGUUCUUAAGAAUCUCCGUCUUCGCUGAAUUAGUACGCAUUUAAAUAUUAUUCGUCAAAAAGACGUUGGCUUAUUCUUUUCCUCAAAGGCCAAAAACCUCUCCGUUCCUCCCUCUAGGGUUUUUGCCGUCGUUAUAUUGUUUGAGAAAGGUAGGAGAAGCAGCUCGAUAGAUCGGCGGAUCGAAUUUCGUUGAGAACAAAGAAAAUGGCCUUCUCUUCUUCGCUUCUUAGAUCCGCGACGUCACGCGUUCUCGAUGCUGAUGCUUUCCGCCAUUCCGAUAAUUUUAAGGUAUCAUGUGGGGGCCAUAACCAUAAUGUUAAUGCGGUGAAGUUCCAGUCUAGCAUCUUUGGGACUAAUGUCUCAGUGGAUUCAUCUUCAUUACAGAAGUCUACUGCCCGUAGCAUUCAGCCAAUCAAAGCAACGGCAACAGAAAUACCUCCAACAGUGGCAAAAUCAAGAAGCAGUGGGAAAACAAAGGUUGGCAUCAAUGGUUUUGGACGUAUUGGGAGAUUAGUUUUACGCAUUGCAACAUUUAGGGAUGAUAUUGAUGUGGUGGCUGUUAAUGAUCCUUUCGUUGAUGCAAAAUACAUGGCAUACAUGUUCAAGUAUGAUUCAACCCACGGACCCUACAAGGGGACCAUCAGGGUCGUAGAUGAAUCCACUUUGGAAAUUAAUGGAAAGCAGAUUAAAGUUAGCAGCAAAAGGGACCCUGCAGAGAUUCCUUGGGGUGAUUAUGGGGCUGAGUAUGUUGUUGAAUCUUCUGGUGUCUUCACUACUGUUGAGAAGGCAUCGGCGCACAAAAAGGGUGGUGCAAAGAAGGUUGUAAUCUCAGCUCCAUCCGCUGAUGCUCCUAUGUUUGUGGUUGGUGUAAACGAGACUACUUACAAACCGAGUAUGGAUGUCGUUUCAAAUGCUAGCUGUACCACCAAUUGCCUUGCACCUCUGGCCAAGGUAGUCCAUGAAGAGUUUGGUAUUUUAGAAGGUUUAAUGACAACUGUCCAUGCAACAACAGCCACACAGAAGACAGUUGAUGGUCCUUCAAUGAAGGACUGGCGGGGUGGCCGUGGAGCCGGGCAGAAUAUCAUCCCUAGUUCCACUGGUGCAGCAAAGGCUGUUGGGAAAGUUCUUCCAGAACUUAAUGGCAAGCUCACUGGAAUGGCCUUCCGUGUCCCUACGCCUAAUGUCUCUGUCGUAGACUUAACUUGUCGACUUCAGAAGAGUGCUUCUUAUGAAGAUGUGAAAGCAGCCAUAAAGUAUGCUUCAGAGGGUCCACUGAGAGGCAUCCUUGGAUACACUGAUGAAGAUGUCGUCUCCAACGAUUUUGUCGGCGACUCAAGGUCAAGCAUAUUUGAUGCUAAGGCUGGCAUUGGACUUAGCAAGUCUUUCAUGAAGCUCGUCUCUUGGUAUGAUAAUGAAUGGGGCUACAGUAACCGUGUGUUGGACCUGAUUGAGCACAUGGCUCUGGUGGCAGCGACUAAGUAGAGAAGUAGCUGCUGCAGAAGCCUCUUUUGUUUGAGCAAAGAGGUUGGAUGUGGGGAGUAGUUGCAAAAUCUUUAGCUGAUUUUUGUGCUUGAAAUUUCAUCACAGUAGCCACCUACGCGGGAUGAAGGCUUUGAAAUAUUGAAAUAAUGUACUAGUAAUUAAUUAGUAUAGAAACUCAAUUUAGAAAUGCAUGUAUUGGUGUGGUUGUUUAGGUUAGGAGGAGGAGCCUAACCAGUGUGGUUCACUCUAUAUUCACCUCACCGUAAGUACCAUCUGGAUUGAUAUUUUUUUGCUGUAUUAGGAGGUGCGGGAUUGUGCACCAGCUUCUCGUCUCUGGAUUAUAUACUUUUUGGAGGUCCUUAAAGAUUCUUUCUCCGUAACCGCUGAACUCGAUCUUCCAAGUAUCUUCAAGUUACACACAGAUUUACUUUA
Messenger RNA from Sesamum indicum (sesame), 1945 nucleotides. RefSeq names its product glyceraldehyde-3-phosphate dehydrogenase GAPCP2, chloroplastic. NCBI's taxonomy places the organism in Eukaryota, Viridiplantae, Streptophyta, Magnoliopsida, Lamiales, Pedaliaceae. Gene Ontology annotation, molecular function: NAD binding; NADP binding; glyceraldehyde-3-phosphate dehydrogenase (NAD+) (phosphorylating) activity. Gene Ontology annotation, cellular component: cytosol. The record is from RefSeq and is a predicted model, not a curated record. Gene Ontology annotation, biological process: glycolytic process; glucose metabolic process.